CCCCCAAGACCCGCCCCCAGAGCGGGAACCUUCUCCAGUCGCCCGACUCCAGUUUCGGGGGGAGGCAGUUACCAAGGCAACAGCUGUCGGUGAAGGAUAGCCCCGCCCCCGGCCUGCCGCAUCAGUCCAGCAUGGCCUCGGAGAGCCCCGCCCCUCAGGGCGGAGCCAGUGAGAGCACAGAAAACACACCGAGCAACCAACCAGGAAAACCUGCACAGCAAACCAACCAACAGCACCUGCUCAAACCAACCAUGAACAAACAGGGCUCAAAGUCUCCGUCGACUCUCAAUCCUCCCUCAGCCGCGUCCGAGCGUACGGUGGCCUGGGUGUCCAACAUGCCGCAUCUGUCUGCAGACAUCGAGAGUCUGCGUGUGGAUCGCGAGGACUUAAAACUGAAGGAGCACUCUAAGAGCAUGGAUGAGUCCCGUCUGGACCGGGUGCGCGAGUACGAGGAGGAGAUCCACUCUCUUAAGGAGCGUCUGAUGAUGUCCCACCGUAAGCUGGAGGAGUACGAGCGCCGGCUGCAUUCGCAGGAGCAGCAGACCAGUAAGAUCCUGCUGCAGUACCAGAGCCGGCUGGAUGACAGCGAGAGACGACUGCGCCACCAGCAGGUGGAGAAAGACUCGCAGAUCAAGGGCAUCAUCAACAGGUUGAUGGUGGUAGAGGAUGAGCUGAGGGGAAGUGGAAUGCCUGACCUCAAAACCAGAAUAUUCACAGAACAGCCGAUUUAUGGUGCCCACUCUGGAACAUGAUUGGCCCGUGCAGGACUAGCGGACCUGUGAUUGGUUGAACCUCAACCCAGGAGUGUCUGAUGAUUGGCUGAGAGAGAAGAGAGAGGCGGAGCCUGAGCAGGACGACCAACUCCAACUGGACAAACUCUCUCUUUCUUUCUCUCUCUCUUUCUCUCUCACACAC
Molecule: messenger RNA, 915 nt
Organism: Sinocyclocheilus anshuiensis
Lineage: Eukaryota; Metazoa; Chordata; Actinopteri; Cypriniformes; Cyprinidae
Product: ras/Rap GTPase-activating protein SynGAP-like
Exons: 5
Coding region: 132-752 (206 amino acids)
Source: RefSeq, a predicted model, not a curated record